AUGCAAUUCACGCCGGAAGUCGAUACCAACCUGGCACAGCUAUUUACACCCGAAGGUGACGAUGAUCUCGCAAAUAGGCUCCGUAUCUUGGGAGCUUAUCUUGACAUUGGGAUAGAUGCAUUCCGCAGGGCAGCGCAAUUAGCGCCUAAUAACUAUCCUAGCCAGUCAAGCUGUGGUGCACUGCUACGCAGUGCCCUUAUUAUGCGCUUUCUGCUUCGAGGAGAUCCCCAAGACAUUCAUGCAGGUAUCUCGAUGAGUCGUGAGACUACGACUGUUGGGCCUGGAGAGUAUGCUCAUCGUGCAUGGGCUUUAUAUCGUCUAGGCGGUCAACUGGAUUUCAAAUACGCCCAUACUGGGAAUGUAGAAUGCCUUCACAAAGAAAUCUGCGCAUGUAGCCUAGCACUAGACCUACCCCACGAAGACCAUGUCAUCCGUGCAAAGGUUUUGUCACUUCGCGGACAUUUCCUUUGGGAAUUACUUGAACACACUGGGGGCAUAUCUGAACUUGAAAUGGGUAUCGCGGAUUGCAAGCAAGCAGCCGAGAUCAUGCCUCAGGACCACCAUGACCUUCCGGAGAUCCUGCAGGGGUUGGCAAUUUUCUUCCAGAACCAGUACCAAUUUUUUAGGGAGAUGAAGUACCUGGAAGAAGCAAUCAGCACAGCCUAUCGAACGCUACGUCUUGCAUCUAUUCAUGGCCACGACAUGUCGAAAUUCUUGGGCACCCUAAGCAUCGAUCUUGAUGACGCCAUCAAAAUAGUACGCAAAUCGUUGGAAAAUGAGUCCCAGAUGCCAGAGGGUAUUUCCGCAAUUAAUCUGGAGAUUCUCGCAGGUUGUCUGAACAUCCCAUAUCUCCGAAGCAAAGAUCAAAGAGAUAUCGAGGGGGCAGAACACGCGUCACGGCAGGCACAUUUUGAAGCAACAAGGGAGCCCAAAUAUCUUGCAGGAUCAAUGCAGGCCUUUGCGCGUGCCCUAGACCGAGCAAGGAGUCCUUUUCAUACUCAAUUGUGCCUUGGCAAGCUUGCACUUCUUCUUCAAUGGCAGAAUUCCGAUGAUCAAGAUGAGGUACUAGGUCUGAGCUUACAAGUUUGGAACUCUCACGGAGCCCCUCCCUUCGGGCGAAUUAGGUCGGCAAAUCGGACAAAAGCCUACAAGCUUGUCAUAGCGGCAAUAAAUAUUCUCCCACUUGUUCACAAUCGGUCACUUACGCUUCAGGGUCAGCAAGAGGUUGUGAAGGUCUUUUCGGGUCUGGCCACAGAUGCGUUUUCCUUGGCAUUGAAAACUAAACAGCCUCCCCUUGAAGCACUCGACUUCCUUCUGAUGAAUGACCGGAGUGAUAUGGCCAAACGCUGGGAUACACAUCCGGGUUUUUCCUUAGAAGUUGAAAAUCCGCUCUAUGAGAUGCACAGCCCUACCGUGAGCCUUGGCUCUGGCAAUGCAGCCAAACACCACUCGGAUAGUCAAAGAGGCGCCCAAGGAGGCCCUGAAGCACCCCCGGAGAACAAGAGAGUCACGGAAGAAGAAGUUAAGGAAGGCGCAGCGAGGGGUAGGAUUAUUAUUGUCAACAUCACUAGUGUGGGAAGUGAAGCUCUAGUUAUAUCCUCAACUGGUCUCAAACUAAUCCAUCUUCGAGACCUUAUCUCUGAUGAAGCCAGAGAAUGGAUCAAAAAGGACAUGACGGCCACGUCAGGCAAUCGCGGUGCGAAUAACAAAGCCUACUUGCGCUUUCUCUCCUGGCUGUGGAGGGUGUGCGUCAAGCCUAUUUUCAAUGAGCUCGAAUAUAAGGUGCAUGAGUCAUCCGAAGAAAUGCCAAGGGUCUGGUGGAUUGGAAUAGGGCUGGCCAGCUCAUUUCCCUUUCAUGCGGCGGGCAAUCACCUUACAGAACCAAACGAAAGCACGAAUUCUCGAGUCCUUUCUUACACUCUAUCGUUGAGAGACCUCCUGUAUACGAGGAGUAGAGAGCCUCUGUCUGACCAGGAAAUUCAAUGCCCAAAGCUCCUUACAGUGUCUAUGGCCACUACGCCCGAGACAGUCGCCGUGACGGACAUAGUUGGGAACUAUGUUCAUGCGGAAUGCCUUAGUCAACCCGAUGCUGACACAGUCAAAAGACGACUCUCAGGUUGUUAUAUUGCCCACUUCGCCUGUCACGGGGUAUCAGAGCCAAGAGAUCCAUCUCAGAGCGGACUAUUAUUCCAGACCGUCGGCGACUCUCCAGAACAGGACAGGCUUACGAUAGCCUAUCUAUCCGCAUGCUCAACCGCCGAGAACCGAUCCAAAUGGCUUGUCGACGAGGUAUUGCAUGUUGUGAGCGGGUUUCAGGUUGCUGGAUUCCGGAACAUUGUAAAGCCGUUUUAUUCUGAACUGUGUCGUGGUGGAAAGGUGGAGUGUAACGACGGUGCUGUUUCAUUGGCACUUCACAAGGCCGUCCUGAAGAUUUCAAGGAGUCCCCAGUACCGUAAGCGGCCUUUGCAUUGGGCACAGUAG
Messenger RNA from Aspergillus caelatus, 2481 nucleotides. RefSeq lists its product as uncharacterized. NCBI's taxonomy places the organism in Eukaryota, Fungi, Ascomycota, Eurotiomycetes, Eurotiales, Aspergillaceae. The record is from RefSeq and is a predicted model, not a curated record. The transcript is spliced from 12 exons. Bases 1 to 2481 code for a protein of 826 amino acids.